This is a messenger RNA of Plasmodium reichenowi, 3630 nucleotides long. RefSeq lists its product as hypothetical. NCBI's taxonomy places the organism in Eukaryota, Apicomplexa, Aconoidasida, Haemosporida, Plasmodiidae. The coding region runs from base 1 to 3630 and encodes 1209 amino acids. The record is from RefSeq and is a predicted model, not a curated record. The transcript has 3 exons.
AUGGAAAAUAUUUCAAUAGAGAACAUCAAUGUCAAUGAAAUUUAUAAUAAAAAAAGGAAACAAAAUGUAGUUCAAAAAAAAAAUACAAGUAAUGAUGAGAUGAUAAAUACGUCCACAGAUAUAGCUAUAUCUGGUGAAAAUCACAAACCUAAAGAAUUUAUAAAAAGAACAAAAAAAAAAAGUAAAAUAUCAGAUGCAGAAAAUAUGGAAAUUUCUCAAGAAAAUGAUGAGGGGAAAAAUAGUUUAUCAUUAGAUGGUCCCUUAAAGAAUGGAGAUAAUAUAGAUGUUGUUUAUAAUUAUAAUUCUAGUAAUAAUAAUGAAGAAGAUGAAAAACAUGUAGAUAUAAUAAAUAAUGAUUAUAAAACAAAAGAUGAUACAAAUAAUAUUCUAAAACUUAACAAUAAUAAUAAUAAAUUGAAUAGUAUCUUACCCCAAGAUAACAGUGAUGACAAUAAAAGAAUAAAUAUUUGUGAAGAUGGUAAUAUAAAUAUAAAUAAUGAAAAUAUAAAAAAAAAAAAUAAUAAAGAAAUUAUAUCCGAAUUAAAGACUACUCUUAAUAUUGUUGAAAAUUCAAAUGCUCAACAUAAUAUUGAAGGAUUAAAUAAAGAAGAAAUUACUAUGCUUGAUUCAUGGUAUUUUGCUAAUAAGAUGAAAAUUAUUCCAUACUUAUUUGACGACAAACCUAUACAUAUAAAUUUAUUGAAUUCGUUAUAUAUGUUACAUCCAUAUUUUAAAAACCAUAAGACAAAAAUUAUAAUAUAUUUAAGGUUUGUAAAAAAUAAAUAUCAAAAUAUUAUAAAGAAGAAUAGUGAAAAAUAUAACAAUGAAACAAUAGAAAUCGAAUGUAAGGCAACCAUGUUAAAGAUAUUAGAAAAUAAAAUUGAAAAUUUUAAAGAUAUUCAAUAUAUGGAUAAAGUUAUUACGUUAAUACAAAAUGAAAAUUCCUAUAUUAAUAUCAAAUAUUUUUUCCUCUUUAUUUUAGAUGUAUCUAAUGAUUAUAUAAUGUAUGAAAAUUUUUUACAACAAAAUGGAUUAUUAUGUAUAAAAAAUCUUUUACAUAAUAUUGCUGAGAAAAAGAUUAUAAAAAAAAAUAUACCUUUAUUAAUUAUAUUAUUGAACUUUUUGAAAAAUUUAAAUAUUAAUCUCAAUCAUUUAAAAACAACCCUUAUCGGCAUACCUAUAAAUUUCAUAGCAAGGAAUAAAAUAGAUGAACAAAAUAAUUUGGAUUACGUCACAGAUAAUAACAAAGUUAUACAACUAGCAAAAGAAUUAAUAAAUAAAUGGAAAUUAAUAAGAGACCAAGCUUUAAAUAAUAAUAACAAUAAUAAUAAUAAUAAUAAUAAUAAUAAUAAUAAUAAUAAUAAUAAUAAUAAUGAAAAUCAAAAUGAUCAGAAUGGACAAAUAGAAAUUGUAAAUAUUAACAAAGUAGAAAAAGAUAUAGAAGAAGCACAAAAAGAAAAUGCAAAUAAUAAUAAUAAUAAUAAUAAUAAUUUUAUAUCUAAUAUGAUUAAUGCUACAACAAAUCAGCAUAUAAACAUUUUAAAUGGUACUAAACCAAAAUCAAAUAAAAAAUCAGCCAAUUCUGUUUCAAAAAAUGAAAAUAAAAAUAUCAUGCUUGAAAUUAUUGAUAAUAUAAAUGAAGAAUAUGAAAAAAAAAAAAAAAGGCAUUUGGAAUAUAAAAAAGCCAAAAUUGAAGGUAAAAUUAAAAAAUUUAGUGCUCUAAAAAAUAGUACAGAAAUAAAAAAAAAAACAGAAAAUCUAUUAAUCAAUUUAAGUAGCGAUAACUUGAUUCGUCCCCAUAGUGAUAAUAAUAAUAAUAAUAAUAGAAUUCAUUCUAACCCUAUGAUUAAUAAUAAUAUUUUGUCUCAUAAUAUGUAUGGCACGGAUUAUAAUUGUAUAUAUUCCAAUGAUAGAAAAAAUAAUAAUAUUAAUAAUGAACAUUUAAACAGAGAUAUAUACAAUGAUGGUAUGGCUAGUUCGUAUAAUCAUAUGAACAAAAAUUUUCAUUCACAAAAUUAUACAAGGAUGGGAGAUCAUUCCAUGGAUUCUCCAAACUAUAUGAAUAAAUAUAAUAUGAAUAAUAGACAUAAUUCAAACGAGGCAUCAACAAAUAGGCAACCCUUUCCUCAGUAUGGUCCAAUAAAUACACCAUCAUCCAUAAAUAAAAAAAAUGCUCACAGUAAUAAUAAUAAUAAUAAUAAAUAUAUUAAUGAUAAUUAUUAUAAUAACAAUAGUAUGAUUCCUAAUAAAUAUAGUCCAGAUGGUAGAUAUUCACCAUCCAGCCUUCCCACAAAACAAUUUCAGAAUGAAAAAUAUGGUAACGUUUCUCCACAUAUAAAUGAUCCUUUAAUAAAUAAAAAUAACUAUGAGAGACAUAAUUAUAAUCCUUCGGAUCGUCACACGUAUGACAGAAAAAGCAAUGAAAAGAAUUAUAAACCAUCCAAAUUUUCAACAAAAAGAACAAACAAAUUUACAUAUGAUGAACCACCAUUUGAUAAUAAUAUAAAUGUGAAAGAUGCAAAACAAAAUAUAAAAGAUCCCUUUGAAUAUUAUUCUAAUAAUAAUAUGCAGAAGGAACCGUAUAAAAAUAAUAAAAAAUUAGAAAUAGAAAAUAUAAGAAAUCUACUUAAUAUUGAUGCAAAUAUGUCUUCACAGCAAUAUUAUAAUAAUGUUAUAAAUGAACAAAUGAAUAUACAAACAAUGAAGAAUGAUAACAAUUUUAAAAAUUCAAAACAAAGGCGCAUCAUGGAACAGUUUGAAAGUCUGAAUUUAUUACUCAACAGCAGUAAUAUUAAUAAUAACAACAACAACAACAACAAUAAUAAUAAUAAUAAUAAUAAUAAUAAUAAUAAUAAUAAUAAUAAUAAUAACAAUAAUAAUAAUAAUAAUAAUAAUAUGGAUGAAUCAUUAGAUAGUUCUUUAGAUGAUAUUUUUUCAUUCUUUAAAAAGUUUGAAAAUGUUCAAGAAAAUUAUCAAAUUAAUAAAAGUGAUUUUAUUUAUCCAGCUAGUAUAUUUCAAGAUAGUGAAAUAAAAAAAUAUGAUAUUAUCAUAACAUUUAAAUAUGAUAGUCAUGAUAAUAUUCCAAUAUAUAUAAAAUUUAAUACAACAUCAAAUAAAAAUAUGAUCAACACCAAAUUUUUAAAUAAUAAUUAUCCAAACCAAUUAAACAAUACAGAACCAUAUAAUAAUAUGGAUCAAGAUCAUAUUAUAAAUAAUUCAAAUCAAAAUUUUAAUAUAUUACCAUUAUCUGAAUUAUUUCAUCAAUCAAACAUAAAUGAAUUAAAAUUGCCUCCUAUCAUACCACCUAUAUUACCUAAUUUAAAUAAUUCACAAAAUAUUAUACCACCUAUAAUGUUUCCUUAUAACAAUUCUAAUGAUUAUGCUAAUACAAAUACAAAUAUAAAUUCUGCAUUUUCAUCAGAUAAUAUUUCGUAUAACAAUAACAGCUCAAUAAAUGAAUUUGUUAAAAUUUUUGAUGAGGGCAUCCAAAAAAUUCUACUUAAAAAUAAAGACUUAGCUAACUUGUUAAUGAAUAAACCAGAUGUUGUACAAAAAAUGUUGAAAGGACCACAGUAUAUUAACGAGGCCUUAUCGUCUUUAGAGAACGAAUUAAUAAAUUGGAAUAGAUAA